This is a messenger RNA of Monopterus albus (swamp eel), 5729 nucleotides long. It is a transcript of the gene brd1a, whose product is annotated as bromodomain containing 1a. The record is from RefSeq and is a predicted model, not a curated record. The transcript is spliced from 13 exons. Bases 512 to 4291 code for a protein of 1259 amino acids. Gene Ontology annotation, molecular function: protein binding. NCBI's taxonomy places the organism in Eukaryota, Metazoa, Chordata, Actinopteri, Synbranchiformes, Synbranchidae. Gene Ontology annotation, biological process: regulation of transcription by RNA polymerase II.
CAGUGAAUAUACGACUGCUGCUGUGUGUUAUAUUCACUGCAACAUUUUUGAUUUUAACAUGCAAUACGUGAUUUCAUCACCACAAUGUUAUUGCUGUAAACUGAAUGGGUUUUGCUUGGCCCGAGGCCAGGUAUAGCGUCUGGGACCGACUGGUUACCAGGGUGGGGCACGGUUGGUUGUCGUUCUACCUGCGUCCUAUCUGCCCUCUGUGACUAGAGGAGAAAUGCUGAUUCAAAUAACACCCAGUAUGACAGACAGACAUACUGGUUCGAAACUCAUUAUGUUGGUUAUGACUGAACACUCCGACCCGCAGAGCCAAACCAGAGAUAGGUCUAGCUUUACAUAGAGAGAGCUAACGUUACAGUUUGGAGCAUUGUCUGUGUAUAGCUAGUAAGGUUUCACAAAAGGCAAUGCUGCGGUUGUGUGACAGAUGGGCUUUUGUGUGAAAUCUACGACUCGCCACCAACCUGACCUUCAGCGUCAUACGUAGAGUGCAACACGGAGCAUCAAAAUGAAGAAAAAAGCUCGGCAGCACCGGGUUGUGGUGCCGCACAGGCCGCCAUCUCCCAUCAAGCCUUCCCCCAACAAGCAGAUUUUGACUUAUGCCCAGGCACAGCGCAUGGUGGAAUUUGAGAUGGAUGGCCGUAUCCACCGGCUCAGCAUAUAUGACAAGCUGGAUGUGAUUUUGGAUGAUGACCCGACAGUGCAGGAGAUGAUGGAGUGUACAAGCAAUAAGGAGAAUGCUGAGAAACCACAACAGCAGGUCCUCCUGAGGUCAGUCAGGCUAAAAAACAAUCAGGAGAAAAGAAAUGCUGCACUGGGCAUCACUGGUCACGGAGAAGGAGGUCAUCAUGCCAGCAGUAAUGUGGGUCCAAAGCUUCCAGAACCUAAGUUCCGAAGAGUGGAAUAUAAUCUUCCAGCAGUUCCUAAGCGACCAGCUGCAUUUUAUAAAUACACAGAAAAGACAGAAGAAGAGCUGGAUGAGGAAACAGAAUAUGACAUGGAUGAGGAAGAUUAUGCCUGGCUGGAUUUGGUUAAUGAGAAACGACGAAGUGAGGGUGUCAGCCAGGUCUCCCACAAUGUUUUUGAGUUCCUUGUUGACCGCUUUGAGAAAGAGUUGUACCUGGAGAGUCUGGAUCAAGGCAGUGAAAAGCAAGCUGCUAUUGAUGACGAAGCUAUCUGCUGCAUCUGCAUGGAUGGAGAAUGUCACAAUAGCAAUGCUAUUUUAUUUUGUGAUAUGUGCAACAUUGCUGUGCACCAAGAAUGCUAUGGUGUGCCCUACGUUCCUGAAGGCCAGUGGCUUUGCAGACAUUGUCUCCAGGCACCCACUCAACCUGUGGACUGCAUCCUCUGUCCCAACAAGGGUGGUGCAGUAAAAAAGACAGAUGAUGAUCGCUGGGGCCACGUGGUGUGUGCCCUUUGGGUUCCUGAGGUCGGCUUCUCCAAUACCACCUUCAUUGAACCUAUUGAUGGUGUCAGCCACAUUCCUCCAGCUCGCUGGAAGCUCAGCUGCUACCUCUGCAAGGAGAAAGGUGCUGGGGCAUGCAUCCAGUGCCACAAAGCCAACUGUUACACUGCCUUCCAUGUGAGCUGUGCCCAAAAGGCUGGCCUCUUUAUGAAGAUGGAGCCAAUCAAAGAGGUAACAGCAACAGGAGAGCCCACCUUCUCAGUGAAAAAGACAGCCUACUGUGGAGCUCACACACCUAAUGGCUGCAUAAGGAGGCCACUUGCAAUCUAUGAAGAUGCCAAACCAAAAAAUGGACUAUGUAAGAAAGUGGACAAGGUGGGAGGUUCUAGCAAAGGACAUUCAAAAGGAAAACACAAGAAGAAGAAGAAGAGUAAGAGUAAGAAGCCUGACCCUGAAGUUGAAAGUGAAGCUGCAACCCCUGCUACUGUGCCUAUUUUUCCUGCUCACAGGUUACAAACCAUUCUGAACCAGGUGUCAGUCCAGAAGAAGAAGGCAUUUGUGGAGCUGGUCCUAAAUUAUUGGACGCUAAAGAGGCAGUCCAGGAAUGGGCUUCCUCUCAUCCGACGCCUUCAGACAAGCCUACAAUCUCAGAAGAAUGUGCAACCGGUUUGUUCAUCUAGACAGAGCAAGGAGGAAGGUAGGGCAUUAAAGGACCAGUUGAAGGAAUGGCACCGUCUCCGACAUGACUUGGAGAGAGCCCGGCUGUUGUUGGAGCUAAUCCGCAAAAGAGAGAAGCUCAAGAGGGAAGAGAUUAAAUUGCAGGAGACCCUUUUAGAGAUGCAUCUGACGCCCUUCAACAUUUUGCUCAGAGCUCUUUUGGACCAGCUCCAGGCAAAAGACCAGGCCAGGAUCUUCGCCCAGCCGGUUGAUGUCAAUGAGGUGCCUGACUACCUUGACCACAUCAAGCACCCAAUGGAUUUCUCCACCAUGCGGCAGCACAUUGAUGCUCAGAGCUACAACAACUUUGAGCAGUUUGAGAAUCACUUUAACCUUAUUAUUGACAACUGCAUGAAGUAUAACUCAAAGGAUACUUAUUUUUAUCGGGCUGCUGUUCGCCUUCGAGACCAGGGUGGAGCCUUGCUCAGAAAAGCCCGCCGUGAUGUGGAGAAAAUUGGCUUCGACGCAGAUAGCGGCAUGCAUCUGGCCGAGGCUCCUGAAAUUCGAGCACCACCUUCCUUUUCUUGGGAGGAUGUUGCCCGCCUACUAGUGCCAGCCAAUCGGGAGCAUCUGUCUCUGGACAAGCAGCUUCAGCAACUGCUCGAGAAGUUUGACCUGACCUGUGCCAUGAAGUCCAGUCCCUCCCGCAGCAAGCGCGUCAAGCUGCUCAAAAAGACCAUUAAUGAUGUUCGCAAUGAAAUGAGCCUAAAGCGAGUCCUGCCCUCCCACCAGCACUGUUCUUCCUCUAUAGCUCCUUCCACAUCGGCAUCAUCUUCAUCAGCUUCCUCCCACCCACAUCUGGGUAAACCUAAAGAAGAGAGUCUGAAGACCAAUGGACAUUUCCCAGAUGAGGAGGGAGACAAGUCUCUUCCUCCUAAACUGGAACUAUCAGACUCCAUACCUCCCCUCAUCCACUCAGACACAGACCCUGAGCCCCCCACUCUCAAACCAAUUGAUUCCACCCUAGACUGCGAAGACAUGACUCACAGCAAUCAAGUCAAACUUGAUGGGGAAAUACCAGAUCUGCUCUCCUCAACCCCACUGCUCAAUGGCCAUUCCCAUGACAACCUCCAGAACUCCCUGCCGGACGGAGAUAGGAGUGUGGUUGCCACAUCGACCCCUGCCGAGGCCAUAGGCACUGUUAACUGUCGGUCCUCCGUGCUCUUCUGCAAAUCGAAGACUGCCAGCCCCGAGAAGCCUCCAAGGAUAGGAGACGAGGGGGCCGACAAUGUUGACAGUAUAGAGGGCAAGGAAGAGGAAGAUGAGGACAGUGGACAGCUGGGGUCCAAAUCCUUCCUGUCAGUGGUUAUACCCAGGCUGGAGACAUUACUUCACAGCAAGAAGAGGAAGCACAGUGGCAGUAGAGAUGGCGAGGAGGAGGCGGGAGCAGAGAGAGAGCAUGAAGAGGAAGGAGAGUCUCGUGUUAAAAGAACUGACAAUGGCCUGUCAAGUGGUUUUCGAGAAGUGGAGGAGGAUAAGGAGCUAGAAGAACCCAGCAGAACCAGUAGAGCUAUGGAGCCACGAAGACGCUGUGCCUCAGAGUCUUCCAUCUCCUCAUGUAGCAGUCUGCCAGGAAGCACCAGCACUGUUCUCAGUCUUCCAAAAUGUGGGAAGGGAAAACCUGCCUUGGUCCGGAGAAACACUGUGGACGAUAAGAGCGAAUUAAUCGCCUGCAUUGAAACCGGGAACUUUGCAAAAGCUGCACGAAUUGCUGCUGAGGUUGGCAACAGCAACAUUUGGAUGCCUGCUAGUGCUGCAACAGUUGCAUUGGAACCCCUACAGCUAGUUUGGGCCAAAUGUAGUGGAUACCCAUCCUACCCUGCCUUGAUCAUAGACCCCCACAUGUCGCGUGUGGGCUGCCAGCACAAUGGGGUGUCCAUCCCUACGCCCCCUAUGGACGUGCUACGCAUUGGAGAACAGAUGCAGUACAAAUCCGAAGAGAAACUCUACCUCGUUCUCUUCUUUGACAACAAGCGCAGCUGGCAAUGGCUUCCUAGGUCUAAGAUGGUUCCUCUGGGGAUGGACAAGACCAUAGACAAGAUCAAAAUGAUGGAGGGACGCACAUCGAGCAUUCGCAAGGCAGUCCAGAUUGCCUUCAGCCGUGCUAUGAAUCACCUGAGCAUUGUGCAGGAUGAGCCAGUCAGCGACCUCAGUGACGUGGACUGAUGACAUUCGCUAACCCCCCCCCACAGACACUCGUACCUCUAGAGUACCAAAUACUGUCGUCUUCCCACCCCUCUCUGUCUCUGCAGGAGACUCAAAUGUUUACUGGGCAUCUGCUGUAACAGGUGGUCUCUCGUCCUCAUCCAUUCCUACUUAUACACACUCCUACCAUGUGCCGACAAGAUACGGCUGCUGCUGAAAUGAAUGUCUCAUCUAUCCUCUCCACCUCCAGGCUUGUAACUGCUUAGAGAUUGCUCCCAUUUCGUCACCUCCACCCUUACUUCACCAGUUCUGUCAUUUUCAUUUAUCUUUGCAAGACAAAAAACCUUCCAGAGUAGCUGUGGUGUCAGGACGUUGUAAUAAAAAAAAAAUAACAUAGCAAAAGUUGGCUCCAGUCGGAAGGUUUUUUUAAACUGUCCAUUAUUUUGGCAGUUAGCCAAUCAUCUUUUGUGUUUUAAAAGUAGCUAUAGUAGAACUGAUUAAAAACACAUUUCCUAAAUAGAGGCUUUGCAGUUGAAUUGAAUCAGCUGUAGCCAAAACUUAAGGUUAUGUCAAGGACGAUUUUCCUUUUGCAAACUCCUUCUAUUAUAUUUAAACUGUAAAUAAUCUGUACAGUUGCUUGACACUAACUUAUUUAGAUUUUUUUGACAUAAUGGGUAUUGUACAGGAGUUUUCUUAAUAUUUAUACUUGAUGCAUUCUUGGCACUAAGGUGUGAAUGCUGUGAUCCAGAAUAAAACAAAGUACGGAAGCCUUAUUAUUAAGGAGACUAGGGCUACAACUUCAUGUUUCUGAAAAGUAUGAAAGCGUUCCCUUUUCAAUUUUUUAAGUUAUUCAAGUUUAUAAUCUUAAGCUUCCAUUUAGCAUUAAUCUUUUUUGUACUAAAAAUAGUUGUAGUAUAUUUUUGUUUAUAUAUAUUUAUAUGAUUUCACAGAAUACACAGUAAUACAGUGUGUAAGUGUCUGAUGUUGUGGACAGAACUUUUAUUGUUCUAAAGAAACCAAAAAUGUUGCUACCUUGGAUGUUUUUUGCUGAGUGUUUUUCUGUGUGAUGUUAAUUGUUGCCAAAAAAAAGAGAAAAAAGUAAAGUGUAUUUUUCUGUGAAACAUAUGACCGUUACUUGGUUUUGCUGUAGUCAUAGGGACCUGUGCCUGCGUUAACUUAUUGUAUUACUUUAUAUUCAAGGAAAGACGUGCAAACUGUGGUUAAGUGGCACAUUUUGUGGUGGAUACUUACCUUCUUUUUAAGUAACCUUUUCUAACUUUUUUUUUGUAGCUGUAGACUUCAAGGUAUUCAUUUUAUUCUAUUGUCUAUUUUUCUGGGUAGCAUUGGGUAGUUUUGGUAUGUUUUAUUUUGUACUUAACUGUAGUAGUUUUUUUUUAAAUAGGUCACAAAAUAUUGCUGGGGCUGUUUUGUAGCAAAGCAAAAAAUAAAUACAUAUAAU